CGACGACCAAACUUUAUCUAAGCUCUUUUUCCCCUUUUUUAUUUCCCGUCACCUGCCUGCCUGCCUGCCGGCCUGCCUGCCUGCCUGCCUGCCUGCCUGCCUCGCAUCGAUCGGGUUCGCGGAAAAGACGGGUGGCAACGAAGAAGGGAAGAAGGAGAUGCGAUCGCUGACGGUCGCCUCGUCGUCGUGGUCGUCGCCGUCGUGGCGCCUGCUGCUGCUGGUCUGCGCAUGCGUGACCGCGCUCAGCUUCCUCUUUGCCUCGUCGCACGACCGGCACAACCCCGUCUCGCACUUCUUCCGGCCCGACGCGACGACGUAUGCGGCCGGCUACUCUGACGAGCGGGCCCGCGCAGGGCGGCAGUACCUGCUCGAAGCUUCACAAAAGCUGGACCCAGAUCGACACAAUGAUGGCGCAAGGGCGGACCUGGCCGUCGUCGUGCUCACCGUCGCGCGGCCGGCCUUGCAGCAGCAGCAGCAGUACCUCGACGCCAGCCUGGGCUCGCUGCUCGAGGCCAUCGACGCCGACGCACGCAGGCACCUCUUUAUCAACGUCGUCUUUGGCGAUGCCGACCCCGAGACGCACCCGCUCUUUCAUGCCGACUGGCUGCGGCGCACGGCGGACGAGCUGACUGUGCGCCGGCUGCCGUCUUCCGAAGAGUGGUCGCCAUCGUCACUGCCCCCGCUGCACGUGAGCCCGAUGCCUGCCGAUGCACCAACAACACCACCCAAGACGUCGGCCUGGCACCAAAAGGCGACGCUCGACUACGCCAUGGCGCUGCUGGCGUGUGGUCGCGCGGCAGCAGCAGCACGGGCCAGCCACUGCCUCGUGCUCGAAGACGACACCGUGCUCGCGUCGUCGUGGCACGCCGAGCUGCGCGCCUACCUCGCGCAGGCGCACCAGUGGCCCGCCGGGUCGUGGGGCCACAUGCGCCUCUUCUAUGCAGAAAAGUACUUUGGCUGGGAGGACACCGAGGUGGGGCCGCUCGUCGCCAGCAUUGCCAGUCUCACGGCCGCCGUGGCCUUGGUGCUGCGCGUGGUGCUCCGGGCGCGCUUGGCCACCACGGCCGUCGUCUGCGUCUUUGUCGCUGCCCAGCUCGUGCUCCUCGUCCUGGCAGGGCGCAACCACGUGUUCCCCGUCGCGCGCGGCCUGUCGACGAUGAACACCCGCGGCUGCUGCACCCAGGCCAUCGUCUACCCCACCGCCCUCGUCGACGAGCUGGCACGCCACCUCGUCGCCCACGCCGGCGAGCGGCCGUACGACAUCAGCCUCGAUGCCCACCUCGCCGCGCGCGGGCUCGCCAAGCUGGCGACGCACCCGCCGCUGGUCCAGCACAUUGGCGCAGCCUCCUCGCGCGCCCACUACGCGCGCGCCUCGCCGCUCUGGUCCUUUGCCUUUGAGCGGCGGCGGCCGCGGUGACUCCAAUUCACUCUCACUCAGAAGACAAAGAUGUCCCUUGUGAUAAUAUUAUUUUAUUUUCCAUCGUGCGGUCGGGAUUGUUCAUCUGCUCUCCGGAGACCCCGAGGGAAAGGGAAACGGCGGGCUGUCGGG
Molecule: messenger RNA, 1549 nt
Organism: Acaromyces ingoldii
Lineage: Eukaryota; Fungi; Basidiomycota; Exobasidiomycetes; Exobasidiales; Cryptobasidiaceae
Exons: 1
Coding region: 158-1417 (419 amino acids)
Biological process (GO): GPI anchor biosynthetic process
Cellular component (GO): Golgi membrane
Molecular function (GO): glycosyltransferase activity
Source: RefSeq, a predicted model, not a curated record